AUGGCACAGGAUAAGUGGGAUUCCAACGCUAUCGUCUUCUUCCCUCAAGAUCAAGAUUUGCAGAGUUGGAUUGUGGAAACAAUGGUGAUGUGCGAAGCGAGGUAUGAGGCUGUGCGGCAGAAGAGAUUGGAAGAGAACAAGAAGAGAAUGGAGGAACUCCAUCUCCCGCUUCUCUCUCAAACACUCCUCAAUGCUUCUUCUCCUAAACCCUCCCCGAUGAAGAAGACAAAACCCCGAGUUUCCAAGACACAGCUUGUCCCUGUCCGAAGAUCACUAAGAUUUUCCAACAAAUCAGCUCCGCAGUUCAAAGAGGUGACGUUUUAUGAGCGAAUUCAGAUUCCUCGAAGAGUAACUCAAAGGCCGAGGGAUUUUUCGAAUCGGGUUUAUGCUUCGGAUGAAGCAAGGGAAUUUGCAAUCAGAAAAGCAGAGAAAUUGGAAUCAAGUCUCGGGUCCGAACAUCCGACUUUUGUGAGAUCCAUGCUCCCAUCUCACGUUAGCGGAGGUUUUUGGCUAGGCCUUUCUAUGUCUUACUGCAAGAGGAUACUCCCUAAGAAUGAUGGAGUGAUCCAAUUGGUAGACGAGCAAGGGGACGAGUGGCCCGUUGUCUAUUUGGCUCGUAAAACUGGGCUUAGCGGUGGCUGGAAAAAGUUCUCAAUUGAUCACAACUUGGUUGAUGGGGAUGCUCUUGUUUUCCAGUUGAUCAAACCAUCCGUGUUUCGAGAUUUGUCUAAAGUCACGCUCUUUUCAUGUACUUUGACAGUUAAUUCCACUUGGCCGGAAAACUCACUUCGUCGAAAGCUCGGAGUCGCCAGGAGAUUGUGCGGGUCGAACGACUCGGCUAGGAUGCGCAGAUGUUCGUCGCGUCUGUCCGGGCAUCGCGGUGCAGCUUGCGGGCGUUUGGGCCGCGCAGUUGUAGUGUGUUUGUCGUGUGUCACGGGUUGCGUGCGUCCGCGGCUGGGCGUUCGUGACGGCAGCGUGCUUCGCCGGGCGCGAACGGACUGUGGUUGUCGAUUGCUCGGACGACCUUCGAGCCUUCUGUUGUAUUACCCAACACCUCUCCGGUUUGUCUUCAUGGGCAACAAGCUUGGAGAGGAUUCGAUUGGGGGAACUAGGACCGACUCACGAUCGUGCGUCUCUAUGUCUCUCAAUCCCAAGAGUUAUGGUGUACAUAUAGGCUACAAUAGGGACCCUAAAGACGCAUUAAAUUAG
Molecule: messenger RNA, 1209 nt
Organism: Striga asiatica
Lineage: Eukaryota; Viridiplantae; Streptophyta; Magnoliopsida; Lamiales; Orobanchaceae
Source: the annotation of a GenBank genome assembly